CUAUGUUUCACUCCCAGUCUCCCAGCACCCACCUCCAGCCCAGCCCACAACCAGACGGACAUGCCAGUGACUGCAUUGGGAGUCGCAACUACAUACUCGUCCUCGUCAGCUGCAUCCCCUCUUGCCAAACACCACUGACUUCAGAACUGUACUCGCAGCCAAUCUCUCCCAACGACACCAGUAUAACACCGGUCGGUCUCGUCGCCCAACAACACCUUAUUGUUUUCCGUCCGAAACUGGACGAGGACCAGACGAAGACUUUCCCCACAAGUUGUUAAAUAGCUCACACACUUCAGCAAAUCAAACUUCGCGUUCCCUCGUACGGUCGGUCAUAGCAUCACGAAUGUUGGUCACCAGCGACGGAGAAGACGACGGUGAUAGCGCACGCAGCUCCCUUAAACCUACCACUACCACCACCACCACCACCACUCCCGUAACUUCACAAAGUUACAAGCGCCAAGUUCGCCUCUCCCGCCAAACCCGUACAACCAUGCCAGGCCGCCAUAUCUUCCUCUUGCUCGUUUUCACCCUUCUCCUAGCACUUAACUACGGGGGGGUGAACGCCAUCUCGAUCUAUGUCGUGCCCGUGGAGUAUGAGCCGGCGGUUAGCGAUAUUACGGCUUGGAGGAUUGAUGGAACUCAGCAGUCGUUUCCCGAUGGCGUCGAUAGGUUGAUUGAUAGUGGGGAUAUCAGUGGCGGGGUUGCGGGCAUCAUGCGCGAUUUUGGAAAUGGUUGCGACCCUAACCCCUCCCUCGCCAACACCAACUACACCUUCAUCGCACUCAUCAACGCCUCCGACGAGACCCCAAAGUCCAACUGCAGUCUCACCCGCAGAAUCCGCAACCUUGAAUCCUCCACGUACCUCCGCGGCUUCUUCGUCCUGCUCCCCGACCCGCCCGUCACGAAGGAGUACAACACCGCGUACCCGAUCCUCACUAUCGACAAUACCAUUUACAACAUGCUCCACUCAACACUACGCCCCGUCGGAGCCAACAGACUUAUGCGAGCCAUGGUCAUCGAAGACCCCCUCAACAAUCGCGUAUGGCGAUACGUCCUCCUCUCCGCCGCCGUCCUCUUUGCAUGCAUCGCGUCGUUCACCAUCACCGUACAUUGCUGGCUCGCGCAUCGGCGGUUGCAGAUGUACAGGGACGUGUUGAGAACUGGAGCGCAUGAAGAAUUGGGUGUUGGGUGGAUGGUGGGUGGGAGGAGGGAUGGGAGGCAUACGCUGCCGCAGGGGGUGGUGGAUACGUUCCCGAUCAAGGUGUUUCAUUCUAAGGGUGGUGGGGCCACUGCGAAAUUUGAUGGUGCGGAGAAGAUGGCUACCAACGAGAAAAUCGUUGAUCCACACGUGACAAAAGUGUCACCGCCUGUUGCACGGAAUGCGGUCGCACCAGCCGCUGAGCCGCCCCUUACUCCCACUCCCGCCACUCCCACUACGGACCCGGAACCACUCCACCCCCUCACGGACGCCGUCGACACCACGGAAUCCCCACCCACCCUCCUUCGCCAACCCUCCCUCGCCUCGACCCGCCGCGCCAAAUCCAUCCGCUCGAUCCGAACCGUCCGCUCCGGCCGGUCGGCGCAUACAGUGGACGGUGGCGUCUCAGCGGACACGUGCGCGAUCUGCCUGGACGAGUAUGAGGAAGGCGUGACGUUGAGAGAGUUGCCGUGCGGGCAUUGUUUCCAUGCUGAGUGUAUUGACCCAUGGCUAACAGAACAAUCCUCCCAAUGCCCCCUCUGCAAAAAAGACGCGACCCCGGAACACGUGCGUCUCGAAUGGGAGAAACGCGCGGCUGGGUUUGGGUUCAAUGCCGGCGAUUUGGAGUUGUUGGAUAUUACUAUGGCUGAGGAGGGGGGUGGUGUUGCGAAUGCCCGAGAGGAUGCACAGGUUGUUUCUUCAUCUACGCCUGAUACGGCGCAACAGAGUGAAACGGGGACACAGACAGCGACAUCAAGACGACCACCCAGCACAACAGUGAUGCCACCGUGGCAACGACGAUCGGCAAACGUGCGUGUGUCGAGGGGACCGGCGGCGUUGUUUAUUUCGCCGUUGCUGGCGGAGAGGUUUGCGGGUGGGGCUGUUUCACCCGCGACUGCUGUGUCUCUGGGUGUGGAGAGAAGCGGGGGUGAGGGUGCAGAGGGUGGGGCGGAGACCGCUGCCGCUCCAGCGGAGGUGAUCGACACCACAACCAGCGGAACAACGGACACAGCAAGGCAGGACGCCAUUCAGCACGCGUAGAUGUUUCGCUUCGUCUAUAGCACCGCAGCAGCACACCGCUCUCGUUAUCGUCUUGCACAUUUCAGUUUUUGGUCCCCUCCUCCCCUUGCCUCGCGCCUCCUCCCACACCCGCGUAUGCCACAUUUCACUCCCAUAGACUCCCCAGACGGCGUGCCCACCUCCCCCCGUCUUCCCUCGCAGCGACCCCCUUUUGUUUCUUAGGUACUCUCUUGAUCGUUUGUUUCUCUGGUUUCGCUUCUGCUGUGCGCUGGCGUGCGAUUGGGCGAAGAGGGGAAUGGGGGUGUUGUAAAUUUGUAUGUUUUGUAUGGUCUGUAAAUAGGAUUUCUGGUCAUCGGUGGUAUUGAUCGAAG
This is a messenger RNA of Fimicolochytrium jonesii, 2589 nucleotides long. RefSeq lists its product as uncharacterized. Lineage: Eukaryota; Fungi; Chytridiomycota; Chytridiomycetes; Spizellomycetales; Powellomycetaceae. The coding region runs from base 344 to 2239 and encodes 631 amino acids. The transcript is spliced from 4 exons. The record is from RefSeq and is a predicted model, not a curated record.